AUGGAAGAAAAGCAACUAAACAUAAGAAGAGCUGCUAAUGCAUCGGCGGAACAAAAAAGAGUUUUAUUGGAAUUCUUCAAAAAAAAUUCUGAACUUGAGUCCGGAAAAUUUUCCAAUGAUUUUUCUCAAAAAGAUGCUCAACAACUUUGGCAGGAAGUCACUAAAACGUUAAAUAGCUGCGGGGAUGGAGCCUAUAAGGAUUGGAAAGCAUGGCGAAAGACAUGGCAGGAUAUCCGAUGUAGAACUAAAAAUAAAACUAUGAAGUUUAAAAGACAGCUGGGAGGUACGGGGGGCGGCCCUUUCAUUGACAAUUUUGUUACCCCAUUCGAAAAACAAGUAUUGGAUACAAUAAAUGUUACAUCCAUGCAUGGACAUAUAGAAAGUGUAGAAUCGUCAACUGCUUUUUCAAAUAAGUCUGUUCCACAUGUUUCCAAUUCUAAUUCUGGAGAUGAAAGCUUUUUAAUAGAUGAAGAAUGUGAUAUGUCAUUCGUUAGAGAAGAAGACACAAAUAACGGCAAAGCCAAGUACUGUUGUACGAGACCAAAAUAA
Molecule: messenger RNA, 549 nt
Organism: Psylliodes chrysocephalus
Lineage: Eukaryota; Metazoa; Arthropoda; Insecta; Coleoptera; Chrysomelidae
Source: the annotation of a GenBank genome assembly